AUGUGUAAUUUAGAACGGUUAAAACUUUGGGAUUGUAACCCCAAAGAUUUUACAAAAGAGUUUUGCAAUUCAACAUCUGUGAUACAAUUAAACGUUUUGUGUACACAUUUUAGCACUGUAGAUGAUCUACUUCCCCAUGUAACUGGUGGCUUUCGUGGCAGAGCUAUAACAGUUGGGUCUUUACACUAUCCACCUUGGACAAUAUUUGAACGGAAUGAUAGAGGACAAAUUACAAAGUACAGUGGACUGAUUUUUUCCUUGCUCAAUGAAAUUUCAUACAAGCUCAACUUUACUUAUGUUGUGAAAGAGCCAAGUGAUGGUAAAUGGGGAGACUUGAAGAAUGGGAAAUGGAAUGGAAUGAUCUCUCAGGUCAUAAACAAUGAAGUUUUGCUAGCAGCUGCAGCUUUCUCUGUGUCAGCAGAACGUGAAGUUGUAGUUAACUUUACCGAACCAAUUGAUAUGCAGCCAUACGCAUUUAUGUAUCGACGACCUAAGGAACUCUCUAGAUAUCUUCUCUUCAUUGACCCCUUUACUCCAUCUGUGUGGGCAUAUAUUGCAGCCAUGACUGCUAUCAUCGGCCCAAUCUUUUGGGUUAUUCACAGAUAUUCAUACUUCUACAAGUACUAUGAUGCUGUCAAACCCUUUGGUCUUUUCCGUGUUGAAGAAUGCGUUUGGUUUGUUUACGCUGCGCUUAUUCAACAGGGAGGAACAAUUCUUCCAACAGCAGAUUCUGGUCGAAUUCUUAUUGCUUUCUGGUGGCUGUUUGUUAUUGUUGUAGUGACAACUUAUUCUGGAAACCUUGUUGCCUUCUUAACAUUCCCUCAAAUUGAAUUCCCUCUAAACACACUGGACGAUCUUAUUAAAAAAGGAGAAACUGAUGGUAUCACAUGGGGACUACUUCAAGAUUCGGUUAUUGAGGCCUACUUCAGAGAUGCUGAGGAACCAAAGUUCAAAUUUAUCGGAGAUCAUGCCAUGCGUCACACGGAACCAGGGACAGAUCCUAAUUCUGAGGUGUUCCAGUUGAUAAAAAAUGAAGAGCAUGUUUACAUAGAAUGGAAGUCUAAACUGGAAGUUAUGAUGAAAGAACAAUAUAAUAUAACACGAGAGUGUGAUUACGCGUUGGGGAAAGAGAAUUUCUUCUUUGAAAGAGUUGCUCUGGCCUUUCCUGAGGACUCUCCGUGGCUCCACAAAUUUAACAAAGUGAUCCGAGAUGUACUUCAGGCUGGUCUUAAUCAGAAGUGGAAACAGGACUUCUGGCCUUCAGACGAUGAAUGUUCAACAACAGCUAGCGGUGGUACAGGAACAACAGCUGUAGUUACAGUCAUGGACAUGCAGGGUUCAUUCUACAUUCUGUUUUUUGGAUGUCUGUUUGGACUCAUUUUCUUGGGAAUUGAACAUCUUAUAAAGAACAAGAUGGAUGCUAAGGGCAAAUCUCCAAUACAGCCUUUUACACCAUAAAGGACGACCUUGCAUUAUCUCAAGAUUCUCUCUAUGCAAACUACUGGACGAAAUGAUAAUGAUAUAUUUUAAUAGGUUUAAGGAAUCUAGAUUUAAGGAUAUUUAGUUUUAACUGUUUUAGAAUAAAGGAAACCAUCAUUUUUAAAA
Messenger RNA from Eurytemora carolleeae, 1605 nucleotides. Its product is annotated as ionotropic receptor 93a. Gene Ontology annotation, biological process: monoatomic ion transport. Gene Ontology annotation, cellular component: membrane. Lineage: Eukaryota; Metazoa; Arthropoda; Copepoda; Calanoida; Temoridae. The record is from RefSeq and is a predicted model, not a curated record. The transcript is spliced from 11 exons. Bases 1 to 1458 code for a protein of 485 amino acids. Gene Ontology annotation, molecular function: glutamate-gated receptor activity.